AUGGCUUCCUCUGACGAAGAGGAAGGUGAUGAAGGAAGAAAUCAACGAAAUGGGGGUGAACAAGCCCUCAAAUUAGUUUUGCUUGGUGAUAGUGGUGUUGGAAAAACAUCGAUAUGUUCUAGACUUGCUCAACAUACAUUUCCACAAAAAUAUAUUCAAACUUCCGGCGUGGAUUUUUAUUCAAGAAGGGUUCAACUACGUCAACAAAAUUCUGUACUUCUUCAGGUAUUUUAGAAAAGAAAAAAUCUUAAUAAUUGAAAUAAGCAACUCUGAAAAAAAUAUAAUAUACAUAGAAAUGUGGGAACUCCUCCACAUACAGAGAUCGACCGAGAGAUUAACAAAAAUCUCAGUUAUCGAGAAAGAUAUUUUUCGAGAGAUCUCGAUU
Meloidogyne enterolobii is the source of this 385-nucleotide messenger RNA. Lineage: Eukaryota; Metazoa; Nematoda; Chromadorea; Rhabditida; Meloidogynidae. The record is from the annotation of a GenBank genome assembly.